Molecule: messenger RNA, 759 nt
Organism: Penicillium cinerascens
Lineage: Eukaryota; Fungi; Ascomycota; Eurotiomycetes; Eurotiales; Aspergillaceae
Exons: 1
Coding region: 1-759 (252 amino acids)
Source: RefSeq, a predicted model, not a curated record
AUGUCGACCAUCACUCGCGCCUUCACCAAGCGCAAUAAGCGUCCGGAAGUGUCGGCCCCGAUGCCAUACCGUGGCGAAGGGCAUGUUCGAUUUAAUUCUGGCACCAUCAAGCGAGGCAAUAUUUCAGGCCCGGUCCAGCUGCUGUCUACGACCAACAUGUUGGUUUACAACGCUCCCGAUCUGAACUCGCCCAACGCCUCGUCCGCUUCAUCACUGCAGUCACGAGACGACGAGUUUGCCUUUUCCCCUCAGAGCUACGCUUCGUCCGGUUUUACGACUCCCGACCACUCGCCCUGCGAGUCUUUUCCCAUCGAGGCGCAUCCAUCCUAUUUCCCCAAGCGAUCUGUCACCGUGACCAGCCACCCUCGCUCUUCUACAAAUUCCUCCUCUUCUACCGACGCCCCAAUGAUUCCCAAGCGAGCUCUCUCUCACACCAAGCGCUCCCACCAGGAACUUGCCCGCAAGCGCUCCCAGCGAAUGUCGCCCCCUCCGCUGAAUUCUCCACGUAGCAACCCGGCAAUCCGGGACACGCAGGAGAUUUUCAGGCCGGAUGCGCACCCGUUCAGCAAGGAAUUGGAGCAGGUAAACGAGGUGGCCGAGGAAUUUGGCAGCCUGCACGUGAAUGAUGACGAACGAAUCCUUCAUCGCAAGGGACUUAGGAAGUUCGCUGUCGACGAUUACAUUCUCGAAAUCGAGGCGCUGUACGAAAGUAUCUUUGAUGAUGACCUUGGCCCCAUCAGCGUGGGACCCUGGCUGUGA